CACGUUCCCAGGUUUAAUAUCCCAGGCGCGCGUGCAACUCUCGUCGCUGUCGUUUUUGCCUCUUCUUGUGUUUCUUUUUUGCUCGAAAAGCCUGUGUGAAUGUUAUUUAAGAUCCCUUAGCUGUUGGAACCAUGAGGGACAAUGACUUGCCACCCAAUGCUCGCCUCCAUGUCGCUCCCCUGAAUGAAAAUGUGAACAAGGAAAACCUGAAAGCCAAGUUUGCUAAGCAUGGAACCAUAUAUGAACUGUUUGUCCAUACAACAAAAGGGUUUGGCUUCGUCCAAUACGGCAGUUCAACUGACGCAGCUCAAGCUAUCGAAGCAGAAAACCAAGCCGUCUUUGAAGGAAAGAACAUAGCUGUCACUCUUGCCAAUAAAGAUAGGUUUGGGAAAGCUAUCAAUGUAGACGAUGGAGGGAGACAAUCUAACAGCAGAGGACAAGAUCUGUACCUUGAUAGAGAGAGGGAAUUGGGUCGUUACCGAGAGCGAGACUUGCCAACAUUGCGGGAUCUGCUCCCACGUGGACGGGAGCGUUCUCCCCUCCGUGACCGGUAUGAUGACCAUUACUAUGACCGAUACGACCGUGGCCGAGACCUGUACGAGAGGGAUCGUGAAGAUGUUAGGAGGCGGGACCUGUUCUAUGAGGAUCGGCUUCCUCUCAGAGAUCGCUAUGAUGACCGCUAUCUACCAGAAGAUGAAUACCGCAGGGAAGCUGCAUUCAGAGACAGGGAGCGAGACAGGAGUAGGGAUAGAGAUAGAGAUAGACGGGAUCCCCUUGACCGUGGACGUCUUCCCAGAGACAUCUUAGACAGGGACAGCCUUCCCAGAGAUGCUAGAGAUGCUUAUGAUAGGCGGGCACCCCCCCGUCCUGAGCCAUCGAUUGUCGACACGAUAGGGGCCUCUGCUGCCCCUCCUUCCCUCCCUUCAACUGACAAGCCCAUCGAUUGUGAGAUACUCCUAAUGGGAAAGCACCUGAGGGAUUACGCAGAUCUGGUUGAGCGUCGCAUCAAGGCACUGUCUCUCAACACCGGCCUGCUUCUGAUCUCCAACGAGGGUUCGCUCACCCAGGCCCUUGAGGACGUGACGCGGCGCAAAGUCCUGUAUGCCAUCAUCCUGACCACGCAGAACGAGGUGCAUCGCUCUGUCACCCUCAACAUCCUGCACGGAAGCCCUCAAGAACACAGAAACAUGCCGUUAGAAGAUGCCCUGGCGUUAGUCGAUCGUAACUUCUCCGCGUAUCUCCAAGAUCGGGGCUUGCCAACCAAGAGUUCCUCAGGCUCAGCCCCCGCCUCAGCCCUGGCGCCCCUCCCGGGGGAGCCACCCCUGCCUAAGUCCCAACCCCCGGCACCCCCCACACCGCAGCCUCCGGCCCCGGCUCCGGCCGCCCUGGCCGUGCCAGCCGUGGAGCUGACUAUACCCCAACUCAUCAACUUGCUGGCUGACCGCAAGCAGCUCACGCUGAGCGAGAUGGACCGGGUGAUCGCUCACUUGCAGGCGGUCCGGCGUAAAAUGGCCAUAGAGCAGGGCCUGAAUCCGGACCUGCCUACUUCGCCCGCCUCUAGCUCCGCUAAUGCUGUAACCUCGAAUACACAGCAACCAGCAGUGAGCACUGCUGCCGCUCCAGUCGAUAAAAAACAGGCAGAGCUGCAGGCCAAGAUUUUGAGCAUUUUCAACCCGUCAGGUAGCAGCUCAGCCACAGCCUCCGUCACUACCUCCAAGACAUCUACGGCUACAGUGACUGCCCCACAGCCAGUGUCCAAACCAGAUGUGGCUGUUCCUUUUUCAUACGGGGGCAGUCUCUUAUCGGUUAAGAAGACCCAGGCAUCAGCAGUUGCCUCAACCAGUAAGGGAGCCACAGAUAUUGAUCUGGACAGUCCAGACGUACAGAAGGUGCUUGACAAGUUGAUCCAGUCUGGCCCGACGAUGCUGAAGAAACUUGGCACCUCUGCUAAUGGCACGGCCCCUGUGAGCACACUCAGCGGGACCCAGGCUAGCAACAAGGGCAUCAAGGACCCAAAGAGUCAAGUCAGUGGCAUAGCCCCCAAGCCCCUGAGCCUCUCAAAGGAGGAGACCGAGGCAAAGCUGAGAGCGGCACAGCAGGCAGCACUUCAGACACUGCAGCAGCAAGAAACAGCGGCAAGGACCAUGCAGGUCCAGACGGGGCCGCAGCAGCAAAAUCAAGCCCCUACCACUGCCUUGCAGAACCAGUACCAGCAAGCGAUGGUUCAGUAUCCGCAGCAAGCCCAAUUUCAGCAGCAGCAGCAAGCCAUAUUUCAGCAACAGCAGCAAAAUCUUUAUCAACAGCAGCAGCAGCCACCUCAGCAGCAGAUGGUCCAGUACCCACUGCAGCAGUACCAACAGCAGCAGGCAAUGCUACAGCAACCUGGAAUGCCUGGGGCUUCCAACAAAUCCAAGCCCCUGUUGCCAGACCCCUUUCCCAGCAAAGGCAGCGGUUGGCCCCGUGGAUGGCAGCCGCCAGGACUCCAGCCGGCCAGUGCACAGUCAACCAGUUCCCAGCAGGGAUUUCAGGCAAGCGUGCAGCCCACUGUACAACAGAAUCCGUACAUGAAUCCUGGCCCUAACAUGAGUCCACACGUCCCUUAUCCACAACAGAACCAACCGCAGAAUCAACACCAGCAGCAGAAUAGCACACAUUAUCCUCUCAAUCGGUCUCAGCCAAAUCCCUCAGGCAUGCUGUGAGAUCUACACAAAUGCAUCAAAGUUUAGCAGUCGGAAAGGCUUCUGCCUAAAUAUUCCCUUAAGAUUUCUAGCAAACACUUUCAUAGGAUCUUCUCAUCCAUUUAUUCAGAUCUGUGCUCUUCCUAUUUAACUUUCCGAGAUUCUUGAUCAAAUUGCAAUCACUUCAUGACCAAAAAAAACCUGUAUCUUUUAAUUUUUUCCUCGUGAACUUUUGAAUGGCUAUGCCAAACCUCCAAGGGCGGUUGUAAAAACCAUAGUGAAAUUGGAGGAGUUAUUCUGGUAUUAAAGGGUUAAUGGCCUGCAAUUAUGUUGUUAAUGGUAGGAGUCAUCGAGUAAAUUUUUGUAUACAUUUACCUUCCUUCAGUGUUUAUUGAGAUGAGAAUAACCCUUUUUCAUACUUAGAUUCGUGCUCUGCAUCUGUAAUUAACAUCUGUUAAACUUUUGUAAACUUACAAUGUUCAUGCCUUGUGGUAACACUAAGAAAGGAGAGCACAUGUAGAAAUGCUGAACUGAUAUCACUUGAUGGCAAGGAUGUAAUUACUUAACAAUGUUUUAUAUGUUGUUCCAAGAAUUAGUCUUUGACCUGUUACUUCGCUUAAAACAACACUUGUGAUAUGUGUGACACUGAAACAUAUUUUCAGUCCGUGAUUGUAUGAAUGAUUUCCAAGAUAAGGUUUGAACGACGGAGCAGUGGUUUCUCUCAAAACGAUCCCAAGAUCGUUUGAGAAAAACGGUGAAAAGGUUAAUGCAGUGCGCCAUAAAGACAAGAAAAGGGAGUUAUGUAAAAAAUAUACCGUAGUGAGUUUGAAAAAGACAAGCCAUGGGCAGAAGUGAUGGAGGAAUUUUCAAUAUCCAUCUUUAUUAUUUCUGUGAGUGAUACUGUCUUUAGAUUCAACGCGUGAAUGUUAGUUAUGUACAUUUUGCCGUGUAAAGGAAUUUCAAAACAUGUUUUUAUCUUAUAACUACUUGACAGCAGUAGUGGAAGAUAACGCAACAGCUCAAACUGGAAAAAGUUGUACAUACGAAAAUUAAACCUGCUCAAACACAAGGAACAAAUGAAAUGUAGUAAGAUUGUUACAGACUUUAAACUGGCCUUUUGCCUUGUACAUACAAAGUAGCAGUUAGUUCGUCGAAUCUUUGGAUCUUGGAGAAAUUGUGCCCGCAAUUCUGUACUUUACAGGAAAUCCGUUGUGGUAUUCUAGAUGUACAAAUGUUGCUUCAUUCUUAUGUUUUCACCAACUCUCUGCACGUGUACGUGGUAGAAGAAAACCACGAAGCAGUUGUUGUUUGCCUGAUUUCCAAUAAACCAUGUAGAAUGAUUUCGACAGUUGUCAAAUUGA
Messenger RNA from Acanthaster planci (crown-of-thorns starfish), 4039 nucleotides. It is a transcript of the gene ncoa5, whose product is annotated as nuclear receptor coactivator 5. Gene Ontology annotation, molecular function: RNA binding. The record is from RefSeq and is a predicted model, not a curated record. NCBI's taxonomy places the organism in Eukaryota, Metazoa, Echinodermata, Asteroidea, Valvatida, Acanthasteridae.